This is a messenger RNA of Hippopotamus amphibius kiboko, 2035 nucleotides long. It is a transcript of the gene LTO1, whose product is annotated as LTO1 maturation factor of ABCE1. The transcript has 5 exons. NCBI's taxonomy places the organism in Eukaryota, Metazoa, Chordata, Mammalia, Artiodactyla, Hippopotamidae. The record is from RefSeq and is a predicted model, not a curated record. Bases 98 to 511 code for a protein of 137 amino acids.
CGCAGCCGCCCCCGGAAGUGGACUUCGGCUCCCCAGAAGCUGGGCGUCUGUGCCCGAAACUCGCGGGUUCGCGGCCGUAGUGGGGCCGGCUGCAGCCAUGGCCGGGAGUCAGGACCUGUUCGACGCCGUCGUGAUGGCGGAUGAGAGGUUCCACGGGGAAGGGUAUCAGGAAGGCUAUGAAGAAGGAAGUAACCUGGGUAUGAUGGAAGGACGACAGCACGGCACAUUGCAUGGAGCUAAAAUUGGAUCCGAGAUUGGCUGCUACCAAGGGUUUGCAUUUGCUUGGAGAUGCCUCCUGCAUGAGUGCUCCACAGAGAAAGACAGCAAAAAGAUGAAGGUCUUAGAAUCCUUGAUUGGAAUGAUUCAGAAAUUCCCUUAUGAUGACCCAACUUAUGAUAAACUUCAUGAAGACCUAGACAGAAUAAGAGGGAAAUUUAAGCAGCUUUGUUCGUUGCUAAACGUUCAGCCCGACUUUAAAAUCAGUGCGGAAGGUUCUGGACUUUCAUUUUGAGGAUGACAGACGAACAAAGACAACAUUAAGGAACAGAUGUUCGUAUGUUAAGUGUUUACAAAUGUGGUUAAAGGCAAAACAGUGGUGGAAUAGUCAUUGUUUUGCAGGGAGGGUUCCAGUUUGGCGGGUGAAAGGGCUUCCUUCCCCUGAGGUCUGCCUGUGUCGCCUCGGUGCGCCCGCGGAGCCCCCCCCCCCCAACAAGCCCGCCCUUUGUUGGGCCCUGUCUGCUCUGCAGUCUGAGGGUGGCCCUGGCGGAGCCCUGGCAGGGCUGCUCGUCUCUGGUCCAGGGGCCAGGCUGCUGGCUCAUGGGCUCCCGCCACCUGGCAGGCCUGGCUGGAUCUAGACUCAGGUUAGCUCUGGACAGGAUAACCACUUCCCCUUACCCCCUGGGCUUUGGUCAGGGCUCAGAGGGACAGUUUUUUGAUAACAGAGCCACAGGGUUGACAUGAAGCAGGUCAGUGGGAAGGAGUGAUGGGUACUGUGACAUUUAUUGACCUUUGAGAUGCACCAGCGCUGUGACUUGCUUCCUGUGUUUUUUUGGUCCCUGCAGGAACCCACGAGGUGGGCGUUGUUGCCAUUUUAUAGAUGAGGAAACUGAGGCCCAAGUGCCUGCCUGGUCCAAGGGCAGUGGGUGGUAGAGCUGGGCCUCUGACCCCGUCUCCUGGUGCUGGCUCUGCAAUGUGCACUGGCACCCAUGGGCUUGGGGUCCCUGCCCCGCUGUGCUCUGGGGAGCCCUGGGGCGUCUGGCUGAGAGGAGGAGAGACCAGCCCUGUCCCCAGGGACCGGGAAUGCCCUUUGUGUGUCCCCGGGUGGGUGGGGCUCUGCAGCAUGAGAAACGGUCAAGGGGAGGAGAUUUUAAGGCCACUGUUCUAUGUGCAGAAGCUUUGGGUCCUUACUGUAUCUUUCCUUUUUGUGUGAGUUCUUCCGUCUUCUGCCCAGACUUGUCUGUAUGUGGUGAGGUCCCGGCAGGCCAGGCGUUUCUCUGCCGCGCACGUCCAGGCCUCUUGGGCAUUGCGGCCCCAGGCCUCUCCCCACCCACUCCUGGCCCAGGGAGCAGGUCUGGAAGCUGGGAGUAAGAUGAGCCCAGGGUAGCUGUGAGUCUGCUCAAGGUUUAAAAUCAUUCCAGAGCGUCUGGGUAAACGGUGCUCCCCUGGUAGCUGCUGGGGGUCCCUGUGGGGUCUGGGACACUGGCCCUCACCGCGUGCCGAAGAGGGAGAAACGGCUUCUGGUUGUUGGAGGACAAGACGUGGGCUUUAUCCUGCUCAGCUGUCUUAUGUGUCUCGCUGUGUGUUCCGCCUGCAGCCCCACCAGCUCGCGGGGGCCAGGGCUGGGCGCACGGCCUCAGAUGCGCCUUCAUCACCGGGACCAGCCACACUCAUCUCUGGCCGGUGGGAUGGAGGGGCUUUUGUUGUGUUCCUGGGUAGAUUUUUCUGUUUCCUAAGCUGCCUGUUUGGAUAAUGUAUUAUUUUUAUAAUUGGGGAAAAAAAUAAAUGGCAUAUUUUAAAACAAAAGGCCACCUGGGAC